Molecule: messenger RNA, 3217 nt
Organism: Hyaena hyaena (striped hyena)
Lineage: Eukaryota; Metazoa; Chordata; Mammalia; Carnivora; Hyaenidae
Gene: CDIN1
Product: CDAN1 interacting nuclease 1
Exons: 12
Coding region: 257-1102 (281 amino acids)
Biological process (GO): erythrocyte differentiation
Cellular component (GO): cytoplasm; nucleus
Source: RefSeq, a predicted model, not a curated record
UUCGGCGGGGCCCAUUGCGGCUGCUCAGAAAGCCAAGGUAGGGCACUCGGGUCUACAGCCCGCCCCCCGACGCCGCGCUGCAGUGUGAAGCCUGGUCUGGGCAGCUAGUGGUAAAAGGGAUAUAGGAGCAAGCCCAAAACGACUAGGACCCGGCGCCGUGCCACGGUGUGCCCACCCCUCGUCUCCCGGCACCAAGGCUGCUGGAGCCCAGGGUGUUUUUUCCUUGUCCCCGCCACUUCCCAGUCCCUGGCCCAACAUGAUACUGACCAAAGCCCAGUACGACGAGAUAGCCCAGUGUCUAGUGUCUGUGCCGCCUACCAGGCAGAGCCUGAGGAAGCUGAAGCAGAGGUUCCCCAGUCAAUCGCAGGCCACUCUGCUGAGCAUCUUCUCCCAGGAGUACCAGAAACAUAUCAAAAGAACACAUGCCAAACACCAUACUUCAGAGGCGAUUGAAAGUUAUUAUCAGAGGUACCUGAAUGGGGUGGGGAGAAAUGGAGCUGCCCCAGUGCUCCUGGAGCUGGCCAACGAGGCGGACUAUGCACCCUCAUUAAUGGCUCGGAUUAUACUGGAGAGGUUUCUACAAGAGCAUGAAGAAACUCCACCCUCCAAGUCUGUUAUAAAUAGUAUGCUACGGGACCCUUCUCAGAUUCCAGAUGGAGUUCUAGCAAAUCAGGUCUAUCAGUGCAUCGUGAACGACUGCUGUUAUGGACCACUGGUAGACUGCAUCAAACAUGCCAUUGGCCAUGAGCAUGAAGUCCUGCUGAGAGACUUGCUUCUGGAGAAGAACCUGUCCUUCCUAGAUGAAGAUCAGCUCCGUGCAAAGGGUUAUGACAAAACACCAGACUUUAUUUUACAAGUUCCAGUUGCUGUAGAAGGGCACAUAAUUCACUGGAUUGAAAGCAAAGCCUCAUUUGGUGAUGAAUGUAGCCACCAUGCCUACCUGCAUGACCAGUUCUGGAGCUACUGGAAUAGAUUUGGGCCGGGCUUAGUCAUCUAUUGGUACGGCUUUAUCCAGGAGCUGGACUGUAACCGUGAAAGGGGUAUCCUGCUCAAAGCCUGUUUCCCCACGGACAUUGUCACCUUAUGCCAUAGCCUAGCUUGACCCAGAUGAUCCUGGAAGAGAAGCUGGGAGGAGAAGGUGAAUCCGGAAGCAAUUUUACUUUGCUGCAGUGUCAACUCCUGGCAGCAUCUGCCCUGAACUUGAGCUGAACUCGGACUGCCCGUGGCCACGCCACUACCUCUUUAGACAAACAUAUCAAGAGUUUCUGUUUUCCUUCAUCCCUUGCUGAUGUGAACAGCCAAGAACUACAGACACAACCCACUCAUUAUCAGCAUUUCUGUCUCUGUCAAACAGUUAGUUUACAGAUAGUCAUAAUCUUUCUUCCUUCCGGAUGGUUUCUGCUUGUAUACUGAACAAAAGAAGAAAUGUGGAGACUUGAAAGGUGGGAUUUUUCAAUUCUCCCAGUUCCCGAACCACCCUCUUAUUUUUUUUUUUUAUUUUCCCCUAAGCCUCCAUUCAUUCUUUCUCCCUCCCCACCUCCCCUGUGUCUCUUCACAUACCCUCACAGGUACCCAGUGUUGCAUUACCAUCCUGGAAUAACCUAGCACAAUCCUAGCAGCGUGGAAGAUCGGGAAGGCGAAACGAGAUUUUUUUGCCCUCACUUGCCAGGCUCCAGUAGACCUCGAUGGUAGUCUCUGCUUAUUUUGUCCAGUCUUUACGGUUUCCUUGCUUCCCUGGCAUUGAACCAAGCUGAAAAAAUAGACUUGAUGAGAACUUCCUCUUUUUCUAAUACUUAAACACCAAAGAUUUUUCCCUUUAUCUGAUGUAAAAGUAUUGGUUAUAUUGUGUCUGGAAACCAUACUCCUUCUUUGGACUGGAGCUAAAGGGAGACCAUUGAAAGGUGGUGCCAGCCUGGGCACAAGUGUACUUUUAGACACGGCUACUUGGUGGUGUAUGUGGUAGUCGGCAUUUUUAUGCGUACAAUUGUUUACAAGCACAUCCUGUGCACGGCUUUGUAUCUGCAUUUUAUGCGACAUAAUAGUUACAUAACAGAUAACUUAGGUGCUAGAAAUGUUCAGCUUUGACUGAAGUAUACCAGAAAUAAGCCUAGAGUGAUGUCCACAUAAGGCAAAUCAAAGGGAUUUUGUAUAUGCUUGCUUUAAUUUACUCCAUUUUUACACUGCUAACCAAAUUUCAAUCUAAAGCAAAAUAAAUUCCUUAUAAACCUAUCUUCUGGGAGCUUAAAAACAAAAAUGUAUUUAUAAAAUACUUGGCCCCAUGUUGGAAACCCAUGAUAGCUUUUAUAAUUUUGAAUAGAUGAAAUUGGGAAACAGUAACAAGUAGAACUUCUGCACACACCUCUGUUACAUACAUUGCUUCUUUCAAAAGCCUAAAUAUGCCACGUGUACCCUGUUCAUUUUGUACCUAAGAAGGUUUGCCAAAAAAAAAAAAAACAAACAAACAAAACUCCUAGCUUCCUUUCGUUUUGAAGGACACAAACACAUCCGGCCCAGACGUGUGCAUUUUAACUCUGUUGUGGGUUGUAUUAAACAAAAGAGGUAGAGAAUGAAAUGGUAAGGAGGUCUCUGGCAGACUUCUGUUUCGGGGUAAAACUAUGCAGGGUUUGUGAGUGACACAGAAUUACCUAAAACCGCUGUUGUCUUCUUGUGUGCGUGCGCGCGCGCGCGCGCACACACACACACACACACACACACACACUUAACAAAAACUGGUAAACAGUUUCAUGGCAUGCUCUAAACUGCUGUUUUCUUCAGGUAUAAAUUACAUUUAUCCGCACAGAUGUUGAAAACCCUGUUAAACCCUUGUCAAGGAUUUGUUGGUCUUACAUUAAACAAACUUGUGAUGAGGGUGCACAAAAAAAAAAAAAAAAAAAAAAAAACAGAAGAGGUGCUUGCAUUUCAUAUUGGUUCUUCUACCUGGUGGCCUGACAUAGUAUCCCUUCAACGUGGGAAUGAAAUGUGAUGAUAAAGUUUUCAAGUUUCGAAAUUAAGUGCCUUCGCACUGGAAACGAGUGCGAUUGUUAUACUCUUGAGCUGGGAGGGUAUAGGGAGAUGGGAGCAGUGUUCCCAGAUAGGAAACUCCAAGCAUCCUUGUCCUUUCUUCCUUUUAUGGUAGAAAUCUUUCUCUGUGUUAUACCGGUAUGUGUUUGCUUGUUUGUGCUUGAAGUUUAGACAAUAAAAAAAAAGUCUCUGGAAA